UAAUUGUACUAACUUCCCACUUUUAUCUGUUCAGCUUUGUCAAAGCAAAAGAAGAAUUCAGGCAACACUUAAACCAGCCAUGGCUAUGGUACAGUGACUUUCCAACAUAUGCUUCUGAUGUUCCAUACUUUCAGUGUGAUCAUGACCUGAAAGCUUUUAGUACUGAGGGAAUCCAUUUAGUUGUCUGUGUUCAUGGUCUAGACGGUAACAGUGCAGACUUGCGAUUGUUCAGGACCUACUUGGAGCUUGGGCUGCCUAAUGUUAACUUUGAGUUUCUGAUGUCAGAACGAAAUCAGGGAGAAACAUUUGGAGACUUUGAAGUGAUGACAGAUCGACUGGUAUCUGAAAUUACCUACCACAUUGAAGUGUAUGGUUUAGUGCCUACUAAGAUCAGGUGA
Molecule: messenger RNA, 398 nt
Organism: Limulus polyphemus (Atlantic horseshoe crab)
Lineage: Eukaryota; Metazoa; Arthropoda; Merostomata; Xiphosura; Limulidae
Product: protein FAM135A-like
Exons: 4
Source: RefSeq, a predicted model, not a curated record